This is a messenger RNA of Nestor notabilis (Kea), 4182 nucleotides long. RefSeq names its product erythrocyte membrane protein band 4.1-like 3 (gene EPB41L3). Gene Ontology annotation, biological process: cortical actin cytoskeleton organization. The coding region runs from base 1 to 3306 and encodes 1101 amino acids. The record is from RefSeq and is a predicted model, not a curated record. Gene Ontology annotation, molecular function: actin binding; structural molecule activity. Gene Ontology annotation, cellular component: plasma membrane; cytoskeleton. Lineage: Eukaryota; Metazoa; Chordata; Aves; Psittaciformes; Psittacidae. The transcript is spliced from 22 exons.
AUGACCACGGAAUCAGGAUCGGACUCCGAGUCCAAGGAUAAGGAGCAGGAUCAGCAGGAGAGCACUGCACAGCAAGGGGCAGCAGAGACCCAGCCACAGGACCAGCAGCAGCUGAGCGAAGAGCAUCAUAACGUGCUCGAGCAGUUCUCGGCUGUGGCAGCCCACAGCACACCAGUGAAAAAGGAGCAGGACACAGACAAAGAACAGGAGUUUGCUGCUGCAAGUGCAAAACAGCUGGAAUACCAGCAGCUAGAGGACGACAAGCUUUCACAGAGAUCAUCAUCGAGCAAACUUUCCAAGUCUCCUCUAAAGAUUGUCAAGAAACCGAAAAAUAUGCAAUGCAAAGUGACACUCCUGGACGGAUCAGAAUACGCAUGUGAAGUAGAGAAACGUUCCAGAGGUCAAAUGCUAUUUGACAAAGUGUGCGAGCAUCUGAACCUUUUGGAAAAAGACUACUUUGGGCUAACAUACAGAGACACAGAAAACCAAAAGAAUUGGUUGGAUCCUGCCAAGGAAAUCAAGAAGCAGAUCCGAAGUGGUGCUUGGCAGUUUGCAUUUAAUGUGAAAUUCUACCCUCCAGACCCUGCCCAGCUAUCUGAAGAUAUUACCAGGUACUACCUCUGCUUGCAGCUGAGAGAUGACAUCGUGUCGGGUCGGCUGCCCUGCUCAUUUGUUACACUGGCUCUACUGGGCUCCUACACCGUGCAGUCAGAGCUUGGCGAUUAUGACCCCGACGAGUACGGCAGCGACUACAUCAGCGAAUUUCGCUUUGCACCGAAUCAUACUAAGGAGCUGGAGGAUAAAGUGAUUGAACUGCACAAGAGCCACAGGGGAAUGACACCUGCAGAGGCUGAGAUGCAUUUCCUGGAGAAUGCCAAAAAACUGUCAAUGUAUGGAGUAGAUCUCCAUCAUGCCAAGGAUUCUGAAGGAGUGGAAAUCAUGUUAGGAGUGUGUGCAAGUGGUCUUUUAAUAUAUCGAGACAGACUCAGAAUAAAUAGAUUUGCCUGGCCAAAGGUUCUGAAGAUCUCCUACAAGAGAAACAACUUCUACAUCAAAAUCCGACCGGGGGAGUUUGAGCAGUUUGAAAGCACUAUUGGGUUUAAGUUGCCAAAUCAUCGUGCUGCAAAGCGCUUAUGGAAAGUGUGUGUUGAGCACCAUACAUUUUUCAGGCUCCUGCUGCCAGAAGCACCUCCAAAGAAGUUCCUCACACUGGGCUCCAAGUUCCGCUACAGUGGCCGGACGCAGGCCCAGACAAGAAGAGCUAGUGCCCUCAUAGACCGUCCCGCACCUUACUUUGAGCGCUCUUCUAGUAAACGUUAUACCAUGUCUCGAAGCUUAGAUGGGGAGGUUGGUACUGGCCAGUACGCCACAACAAAGGGCAUCUCUCAGACCAACUUGAUAACCACUGUGACCCCGGAGAAAAAGGCAGAAGAAGAGAAAGAUGACGAAGAGGGCAAAAAGAAAAGAGCAGAGGAAGUCACCCCAGUCUCAGCAAUACGCCAUGACACCAAGCCAUCUUUGCUUGGCACUGACUCCCAUCACCCCUCGCCAUCCUCGCAGCCUGGCCCCCAUGUAUCUUCAGCAAAGCUUCGCAGGAGAUGCAAGGAGAGCACUCGAACAAAGUCCUUAGGUUGUGAGGCGCCCAAAGAGAGCGCCCCGAAGCACGGCGAGUCGGAGCCAGACUCUGACAGAAAGGGGCGAGUGUGCUCCGCCGAGCAAGAUGUGGCUUUCGGCUAUAAGCAAAAAGCCAGCAAAGGCGGAACGCUGUUCUCCUUCUCCUUGCAACUUCCAGAGUCAUUUCCUUCCCUCCUGGAUGACGAUGGCUACCUGUCGCUCCCUAACCUCUCCGAAACCAACCUCCUGCCUGCCAGUGUGCAGCACUACCUCCCCAUCCGCUCCCCCUCCCUGGUGCCUUGCUUCCUCUUCAUUUUUUUCUUUCUGCUCUCUGCCUCUUUCUCAGUGCCAUACGCCCUCACUCUCUCCUUUCCUCUGGCUAUGUGCCUCUGCUACCUGGAGCCCAAGGCGGCCUCCUUGAGUGCCUCACUUGCCAAUGACCUGAGUGACAGUUCAGAGGAAGAGACUGACAGUGAGCAGACGGAUACUGCAGCUGAUGGUGAGACCACUGCCACCGAGUCGGAUCAAGAGGAGGACGGAGAUCUAAAGGCACAGGACCUAGACAAAACCCAGGAAGAUCUGAUGAAACAUCAGACCAAUAUAAGCGAGCUGAAACGUACCUUCUUGGAAACCUCCACAGAAACAGCUGUGUCUAAUGAGUGGGAGAAGAGGCUUUCCACAUCUCCCGUUCGGCUUGCAGCAAGGCAGGAGGAAGCUCCUAUGAUUGAACCACUAGUGCCUGAAGAGACUAAACAGUCCACCAGUGAAAAAACCUUGGAUGGUUCAGAUAUCUUCAGUUUAAUAGAGUCUGCCAGAAAACCGACUGAGUUCAUAGGAGGGGUUACUUCUACUUCACAUAGCUGGGCUCAGAGAAUAGACACGACAACAUCUCAGGAGAUAACUUCCAGUGAAAUGAAGCAGGCAGUUCAGCCACACCAGGAUACCGUGAAGAAGGUUGUACAGGAGACUGUAGUUAUCGAGGAGAGGCGUGGGAUGGAUGUGUGUGCAAGCAGGGAUCCUGCUAAAGCAGCUGGACUUGUGCUGGAUGCCCAGGCUGAGGCAGCAUCAGUGGUGGCUGCUGGCGUGAAAGGGAAGGAGGGCUCUUCUGGGACUGAGGAGGCAAAGGAGGGAAAAAGGGAGGAGGCUGGCAAAGCCCUAACCAAACAGGAAGGAGUCGCUGCUGCUGCUACUGCUUCAUGUGAGCAAGCGGAGGAGCACAGUACAACAGUCCACAUUUCAGAGUCUUUGGAAAGAAAACCUCAUUUCGAGUCACCGGUUGUGAAGACUGAGACUAUCAGUUUCAGUAGUGUUUCUGCUGGUGGGGAAAACCUUGAAAUUUCAACAAAGGAAGUGCCAGUAGUCCAUACAGAAACAAAAACCAUUACGUAUGAGUCAUCUCAGGUGGAUUGCAGUGCUGACUCAGAACCGGGUGUACUGAUGAGUGCACAAACUAUCACGUCUGAAACCACCAGCACUACAACCACUACACAUAUCACCAAAACUGUGAAAGGCGGCAUCUCAGAGACAAGAAUUGAAAAGCGAAUAGUCAUCACAGGAGAUGCAGAUAUUGAUCAUGAUCAGGCGCUGGCUCAGGCAAUUAAAGAAGCCAAAGAGCAGCACCCUGACAUGUCAGUGACCAAAGUAGUGGUACAUAAAGAGACAGAAAUCACACCAGAAGAUGGGGAGGAUUGACCACAGGAAUAACCUGGAUUGCAUAUGAAUCCAGACAUACACACCAGUAGGAAUACGAGCGCCUGUACGGAGUCUCAGUUCCAACCUGACUGACUUGUAUCUGUCUAUGGAAAAUUUCAGUACGGAAGAAUUGAUCUUGACCGUUAAAGAAACUGGCAGAGAUACCUUCCCAUAGAAAGCAAUCUGAAUCAGCAGCAGUUAAACAAUAUUGCAUGAAGCAACAAUAAAAUUACAGAAAAGCAGCAUUUUUAAUUUUCUUAAAAUGUCUAAGUUUUCAGCUAUACCUGCACGUUCAUAAACAAUAUAAACAGUGAUCUUAUGUAACACAUAAACAGUUCUAGCCUUUCACAGUUUAUGAAAGUCUAAACAAAUUAAAAUUUGUUAGGUGGCAAGCCUUUUGUUUACAGAUAUUGUAAAUGAAGAUUACCCCCAAAAUGCUAGAAGCUGUAUAGGUACUGUGUAUAAUGUUUUACCACACAUUAGAUGUGCCAAUAACACAGUUUAUUCAGUAAACAACUUGAAUCUUAUAUUGGUUUCAUCUGGUUUUAUUACUGCCCAAUAAAUGAUGAUGGCUCUUUACUCUUAUCAAAAUAUUUAAAUGCUUACAAAGUGUGCUUUGUAUACCUGACUGAAUACCUUAUAAGGUAGUAAUGAUUUUAGUAUAUUAACUUUAACGAUUUUUGUCAGCAUUGUUCAGAGUCAGCUUCCAGUCACCCUUCACAGAUCCUAACCUUGUAAAUUAUAUGUAGUUAUUUUGGAGGAAAAAAAAAAAAAAAGAUCUGUAUUUUACUUAGUUUGCAGCAUUAGAAAAUUAUUAAUCUGAAAUAACCGUGAUGGUUUUCUAUUGAUUUCCCUUUUGUUCUCAGAGGAAAAAAA